AUGGAAAGCGAAUUUAGCAGAGGCGGUCAUGAGUCUUCAGACGAAUUAGAUUUCCUCCGGCACUCAUUAGCUUCUUCUCACUCGAUUAGUUCACAAGUUACUCGACAGCCAGAAAUGAAAGAUUCAUUCAGCGAUAAUGAUGAAGAGGAAAACGAAAGACAAUCGCCACGUUUUGACGCUGAAAUACCACGUUUUGACGCUGAAAUACCACGCUUAAGCGUAUCAAUGACACCUUGGCGCAAGAAACCUACAACAACACACGACGCACUUGAUUUAGAAAACACAUUUUUACAGUCUAAGGGCGGAACGGAACCUCCUUCCCUGCCAAUUGAUCUUGCGUCACCACUGAACUCUAGGCCACACACUCGAAGUUCACAAUUCUCUGAUGGCUGUAUUUCUAGUGCCCCUACCGCAACAGUUUCAGCUUCUUCCAGUAAUGAGGUUGAGCAGCUUCAGCGGCAAUUAAUGACAUGCAAAUUGCGCCUCCGUGUUCUUACCGAACUUCUCAAGGAGUUGAACUACUCUAGAGAUGCGUAUGCCACAGAGGACAGCUCUCGUAACCAAAUUUAUGAAAAGCUAAUAAAAACUCUACCGGUACAAGACAAUAGUGGUGAGAUCUCGGUAGAGCUUAAUGGACUGCGCCAAAACCUAGAGGAAAAGAAUAAGGAAAUCAUUGAGCUCAAGCAGGAGCUUAUAUCAACAAAAAACGAGUAUAAUACGGUUUUGGACGACGUCAACUCAUACCUUGAACACUCAGAUGUAAUUGCUGGCAACAUUGAUCAGCUUUUAGUCAUGUUUUCAGAGAAAUUAACAUUGUCGCCCGAAGAAAAGGACGCUUUGGAAAAAGCUCGCAGUAUAUCAAAUAACUUUGUCGAUGUUAAGAUGAAUGCUCUGAGCUCAACAAUCGUUAAAUACUUGGACCAUUUUAUUGUUUCAAAAGCCAAAGAAGUGCAUGACGAUCCAAGUGUUAACGCAACAGAAACCUCGCUCGACAUGACACAACAUCUGGAUCCCAGACUUGAAGGUGCCAUAGAAAGUAUGCAUGAGGAGUAUCGCGCUUUCCUAGGAGGGCUAAAAGACAAAAUGAAGCAAUGUGCACAAACGGAAAGCGUACUUGGUGAGAAAUUGCUGAAGCAGACGCAGUUACUAGAUGCUUUUGCACAGUUAUAUCAAGCUCAAGAGAUCAACGAUGCUAGAGAUGAUUUUUCGGCACUAAAGAUGGAUGAUAUUAACGGCAAUUUGGACUCGCCGUCGCAUGGAACGCCAAAUUGUUCCACCAGCGCUCAUAAACAAGAGUUCGAUGACAUAGGAUUGAAGGUGACAGGUAUCAAAGAUCAAACUUUCUUGGCUGAUAAAAAAGAAUUCGGUGAUGUUAACGGAAUUGAUACCAUUGCUGUAGGUGAACUUGAUGAACUUCGGCGACGGGACAAAAAUGACUGGAUGGCAGAAAAACAAGAUCUUACCCACCAACUUUCUCUUGCAAGCUCAGAUGUAGAGCAACUAAAAGCUAAAGUGCGAGAGCUGCAGAGCGAGAUAUCAGCUUUGCAAAGCGAUUCUGAGAGCGCUCUUGCAGAACUAGAAAAGACGCUCAAGAGAGCCGUGCGAAAAUCCGGUCUAUACAUCAGUGAAAACCGUGAUAUGCAAGAUCAUAUUCACUCUAUCGAGCAAGAACUGGCAAAACUCUUGGAGCAAAACAAACAACUACAGAAAAACGCAAACCAUUCCAGGAAAGAAUAUGUGGAGCUUCAAACCGAGUUUCAGAAACUUCGCAACCACUUACUACUGCAUUUAAACAAAGUUUUUGACAUUUUCGACAAAAUACUGCAAAGGCAUUCCAUCAAUCAAGCUAAAAGUAAGCUCAAACAUCUGGAAGAACUGAAUACAAGCGACCAUUACAGAGCUACACAUAUAAAGCUGGAGUCUCUUUACGUCUUUGUAGAAUCUGCUAUUAAUUCCGUCGUGGAAGAACAUGCUAAGAUGCUGCUGAGGGAGAAAGAAAAAAGAUCUUCGCGGGUUUUUACGCAGGAAAAUGAUGGACACGGUGCUAACUUACGCAUAGAGCUACUGGAGCGAAAAUGGGUUGCAGAACGUGAAAGGAGGAAAUUAGAUGCUGACGCUGCAGAAUAUAGGAUAUCACAAUUGGAGGAUGAAAACAAACUUCUGAGACAACGUCUUCGAAACAGCUUUCAGAAUAAUGGCUAG
Molecule: messenger RNA, 2202 nt
Organism: Lachancea nothofagi CBS 11611
Lineage: Eukaryota; Fungi; Ascomycota; Saccharomycetes; Saccharomycetales; Saccharomycetaceae
Source: the annotation of a GenBank genome assembly